UCCUCUUCGAUAACCACCAAAACCAGGUCCCAUUCCCACAUUUACCCAUCCCCUCCACCUCCAACCUCCCCCUCCUCAUCGCCUCUGCCUCUCUCUCUCUCUCUGUGAUUAAUUUCUCCAAUGAAGCGCUCUCUUGAUGCUCAACCCCAAAACGCUGCUCCGGUUGUCGGAGACGAUGUCAAAAUGAAGAAGAUAAAGCAUCAGCAGGAAGAGGAAGAGGAAAAAAUGGAGGAUGGAGUUAAUACGGGAACUGGGUUUGUUAAUUUAGAUGAGAAUUUGCUUUUUGAGGUCUUCAAACACGUGGAUGCGAGAACUCUGGGGAGGGCCGCCUGUGUGAGCAAGCAGUGGCAUCGGACUGCGCAGGAUGAGAGGCUUUGGGAGUUGAUCUGUACUAGACACUCUGCUAAUAUUGGAUGUGGUAUCCAACAACUGAGAUCUGUUGUUCUAGCUCUUGGUGGGUUUCGUCGUCUUCACUCUCAGUAUUUAUUGCCUCUUUCUAAGCCACAAUCAAGUUCCACGGCUUCAAGUUCGUCGUCCUCGUCUUGGUCUCCUUUCCCGGCAAUGAUUGGCUCGAAGCCCCCGGCUAAGUGGGGAAAGGACGAGGUGCAUCUCUCACUGUCUCUGCUUUCGAUACGGUAUUAUGAAAAGAUGAAUUUCAGUAACAGAGGGAGAUGAAUUAGAAUUAUCAGAUGAUAUUAAUAACUAAAAUAUAUAGGAGUAUGUCUUAUUAACUCUAAUUUUUCGGGUUUUAUUUAGAUUUUAUUUUUGUUGUAUGUCUAAAUUUGGCUUGGGAUUUUGUUUGCUUGUUUGUUUUUGUUGUAUUUAAUAUGGGUUUUUCUAAUUAGAUCUGUAAUAUGUAAUCAUAUUGUAAUGAAUCAAUUAUUGUUUGCUUGUUGGCCAAA
This is a messenger RNA of Manihot esculenta (cassava), 902 nucleotides long. RefSeq names its product F-box protein GID2. Lineage: Eukaryota; Viridiplantae; Streptophyta; Magnoliopsida; Malpighiales; Euphorbiaceae. Gene Ontology annotation, biological process: regulation of gibberellic acid mediated signaling pathway. Gene Ontology annotation, molecular function: protein binding. The record is from RefSeq and is a predicted model, not a curated record. Gene Ontology annotation, cellular component: SCF ubiquitin ligase complex. The transcript has a single exon. The coding region runs from base 121 to 675 and encodes 184 amino acids.